Molecule: messenger RNA, 1780 nt
Organism: Xiphophorus maculatus (southern platyfish)
Lineage: Eukaryota; Metazoa; Chordata; Actinopteri; Cyprinodontiformes; Poeciliidae
Exons: 11
Coding region: 147-1550 (467 amino acids)
Molecular function (GO): nucleic acid binding
Source: RefSeq, a predicted model, not a curated record
GACUUUCCCGUUCAAAGGCGGACAAAAAGAAAGCAGGAUAUUCCGUCGGGAAUUCCUUUCACUGCGCAUUUCACCGAGGCUUUAAAUCACCGUCAGAACUCAGUUUUACUGCUGGGCAGCUUCUACUGGAGAAAACGGUGUUCGAAAUGUGUGAAAGCUCAGACUGGAAGAGCGCCCUGAGCAGGAUCAUAGAGGAGCUCAGCGAACAGCAGUACCAAAGGAUGCUGGACAAACUGGAGAAAAUUCCUAAAAGUGUGAAGCAUGACACACACAGAGAACAUAUGGCUCAGACCAUCCUUGAGCAUUAUGGAGAGGAGAAGUCCAUCGCUGAAAUCAGGAGGAUCAUGGAUAAGAUACCGAGAAAAGAUGAGAAAGUUCAGAAGCUGCUGCGUCCGUUUGUGGAGAAACCAGGAAAGAAGAGGAAACCUGGACCAGAGUCAAAGGAGCAGCAGGAGUCUCCAUCCGAGUUAAAGAAGAAGAAGACUGAGAGUGAUGAUGAUGAUGUUAAAACUGGGUUUGAGAAGAACAACAUUGUGUCCGAUUCAGAUUCUUCAGAUGAUGAAACUCAAGCUGACGAUCCAGGAAGUCCUCAGUCUGAGAAGAAAGUAGAGAUCCCUCCAUGGAGACAGAGCAUCAAGCUGCUGAAGGAAAGUGGAGACACCAAUGGAAAACCUGUAUUUGGAAAGGUUGUUCAGAAAUCUGCUCUGCGUACGUAUGAAAACAAGAAGAAGAAGAAGAAUUGCUUCUUCUACCUUGGAGUUGCUGAUGAGACCGACUGCAUCAAAGUCAUGGUUUAUGGAACAGAGCUAUUUCAGAAAUUUGAAGAGGGGCAACUUUACCUUUUCAAAAAUGUUAAGGUGGAAAGAGUCAAUGAUGAAAUGGUGAUGAAGGUUUUCACAAUUGACCAAUUCUCAAAGACUAAUGGGAUUAAAGUGCCCAACACUCUGGAGCUGGAGGCUCAGAUGUUGAUUUACAACCAGAGACCAGUUUGCUCCAUCGAGGAGAUCCAGUCCUUUAAGGAGAGAACAGCAGUGAGUGUUGAAGGGACUGUGACUGGGAUCAGCUCAGUAGCUCAGGUCAAACAGGAGAGAAAAAGGACCAAAGUAAAUAUACGCAAGUUCCAACUUGAAGAUGAAACCGGUUCCAUCUGGAUCACACUGUGGCGCAAAGACACCGAGCAGCUGAGAGGAACGUCCGUCGGAGAUUCGGUCAGAGUGACCAACCUAACGACCAACCGUUACUAUGAGACGGUGUCUCUGAACUCCACCGACUUCACCAGAAUUUAUAAGGUCCAAGCUGCCGCUGUCCAGAAUGUCUCCAUGCAGAUUAUAGGGAUCAGAAAAGAUGACGGGUUGCAGUUUAAGCUGGACGUGAUGAUCAACGACCAGCUGAGCACCUUCAUUGCUUCUUCCCGUCUUCUGGCUAAAGCUUUUGGUGUCAAACUAGAUGGCAACAUGGAAGGAAGACUUCUGCAGAAAACCCCGUUUUCAGCUGAAGCAGAAAUAAAAGGAAACCAGAUCCAAGAUCUGAAAGCUGCAAAAGAAAUGUAAAUUUACCAGAAACAGCUUUUAACUUACAAGCUUUUAUUUAUUAAAGAAUGAAAUGCUUCAGAAUCAUGCAGCGUAAUUUGUUAUAAUCUGCUUUGUGCUCUGUUUUAGCCUAAAUCUGUUGAGUCCUUAUGAAGACGUUCAUGUUUGAUAAAUCUGUGGCAUUUGUUCCUGAGAACUAUGAAGUCUCAGUGGUUCCCAAAACUAAAAUGCUCAGGUUGGAAUAAAAAUUA